Messenger RNA from Fomitopsis serialis, 2772 nucleotides. RefSeq names its product Up-regulated during septation-domain-containing protein. The record is from RefSeq and is a predicted model, not a curated record. Bases 1 to 2772 code for a protein of 923 amino acids. Lineage: Eukaryota; Fungi; Basidiomycota; Agaricomycetes; Polyporales; Fomitopsidaceae. The transcript has 4 exons.
AUGAACGGCGUACGUCGAUUUCUCGCUGGCGGAGGCACGCCUCCGACCGCCCAGCAAUUCCCCGUCUCUCCGUCCACUCCUCCCCCAGGCCCAACCCUCGAGUCACCCUUCCAGAGCCCUGCUCCCCUUGCUGUUCCGCCCAAACCUACAUGGCCGCCCUCACCGGUCCAGAGUCCUACGGACUCCUCGCCGCCAGACCCGGUGGACAGUCCCAAAACGACAACUGCAGGACUAUUCUUUCGGAAGGACAGGCAGCGACCGCUACCCACGGCCUCGACUUUCGAUGAGGGCGUUGUAGGCAAUGGCUCUUUCCAUUCACCACAAUCAUCGCGCGAGUCAAAUGGUAUCUCCCCGCCACGAAGCAACGGCUCGUCCGGACAGCUUUCGUCACCGGGCGCGGGCCCAUCAUCGCCUCGCCCGCUCCCCACCCGUGUAUCGGAGCUUUCAAGAAAACCUGUUGCGAUGGAACUACGUCCAACUUCUAUGGUUUAUAAUGCCCGGGACGACCUUCUCAUCAGCCUGCUCGCGAGCGAGGCGAUCGUGGACAGUCGAGGAUGCGAGAUUCUGAGUGCGGAGGAGGUUGAGGAGCUCAAGAAGGAGCACCAGGUGCUCUCUUCGCGGCUCGCUGCUAUGACGAAGAAACUCGCUCUUGAGACCAAAAUACGCGAUGCAGCACUGUCCCUGUCCAAGGCGAAUGCAUCCUACAAGAACGUAUCCAAACAGUCAAGUGAGCACCUGGAGACAGCCAACCGGAAGGUUGAACAGGCACAAAAGGAUUUAUGGCGCGUCUCGGAACGCGCAAACGAGAUACAGCGGAAGCUGUUUGAACAUCGCGCAGGGGUACUCAGCUACUCGGUCCGGAGCCUCGAGAAGAAAGCCGCGCCCCAGGACGGGGACUCAAGCGCAUCUGGGUACAGCUCGCCAAGUCGCAGCGCGCAGAUGAGCCCAACGCCAUCGUCCGUGACGAGCAUGACCACCGUAUCCUCACGAGGUCGCUUCGAGCACUUCUUCGCAGGCCACUCAGAUUCUGUCACUCCGACCACCCCUCGAUUACCGCCGACAAUGGCAGAGGUCACCGCGCUAGAGGAUAAGCUCAGGGCCGCCACGGCCGCCCUUGAAGCUGCGACCGCAAAGCAGGGCGAGAUGGUGCGCGAGCUCUCCCAUUUGCGCCUCGAGAAGGAGCAGAUAGAGACAACGUUGGGAAUGGACCUUCAAUCUGCAGAGGAGACCAUCGCGACGCUCGAGCAGUCGGCGGGUAGGGCGGAGGGCGUCGACGUGCGAUUGCAGGAACUCGAGGCGGAGAGGGCGGUUUGGAGACGAGACCAUGCGGAGCUAGAAGAACGACGUCGCGAGGUGGACACACUCGAGAGAAGACUGGAGGUACUUGAGGAACAGAGCGGGGAGGUUGCGGAGAUGGAGACCGCGUUCGCGCGCGAGCGAGAAGAGAUUCGAGGUAUGUUGGCAGCGAGGGAGAAGAAGAUGGAAGAGACGCAGAGGCAGAUGGCGGAUAUGAAGUUACAGUGGGAUAUUGAGCGGUCAUCAUGGGAGGCGGAGAAGGCUACAUUGCAGGACGGCGCGCAGAGCAAGAUGGAACUGGCACAGUACUCGGAUGCACUACGGGACCUCAUGCACGCCCACGGCAUCGUGCUCACAUCGCGGGAUGUCUCGCUUAUGGGUCUUGUACAAUCCGUCGGGCGGCAUAUAGAAGAUAUGCACUCCAAGGCCGAGGCGCAUGCUCGUGCCGAGGAUGAGUGGGUUGCACUGAGGACGAAACUUGAGAUGGACGUCCGUGCAGGUCUCGACAAGCGAGAGGCGCUGUUCGAGGAGGUUGAAGAAGCACGGCGAACGCGGGACGAGGCGAGAAUGCAAGCUCGGGACUUCGAAACGCAACUCAGGGAACAAUCGAUGGCGCAGAUGGCAGUAGUCAGCCUGCAGGGUCCUCAGGGUCCCGUGGACUUUGCCACCGACGCUGCAUCAAUAGUUGCGCUAUUGCAGCCUAUGUGGGCCGUACUACCCUCUCCCGAAGCUCGGGCCAACAAACUCGGUGCGCGUAACGUCCGCCCGGGUCCUCCUUCAAGCCCUGUUCUGGCCAGUCGUAGCAAUGCAUCACUGUCGGACAUGGAUGUGCGGUCACUCAAAACCCUGUAUGACCCGAGGGGUACUUCCGCUCAGCCCUCCGGCGCGUUCACAGUGGAGGGCUUCGUGACCAGAGUGCAAGCUCUCAUUGCAGACGACCGCGCUCUUAUCGAGCGUCUCCUCCGGUUCGCGCAAGCACACGACCUACUCAAGAAGAACGCGGAGCGGGCUCAGAAGUUGGCGCAGGAGAGUAGUAACGCACUUGAGACAUACCAGAAGCAGGUCAACAUGCUUGAAGAGCGAAAUCUCACGAUGAUGGCCAAGCAACAAGCACUGGACGAGGAGGUGCAACAACUGCAUGAGACUAUUGAGCAAAUCACUGCUGAGAAGCUCGAGAUCGAGAUGCAAGCUGCUGAGCAAGCCGAGACCUGUCGACAGCUCACGGACGCCAACAACGCGCUCAGUGCGCGCAUGCUUGCUCUGGCGGAAGAGUCAGCAUCCGCCGGCGGCUCUGUCAAUGUCAGCAAGCAGCUGGAGACUCAGCUUGCAGAGUGUAACGCAUCGCUCGCUCGGGCGAAGGACGAGAUCGAAUCGAUGCGAAGCUCUCAACAGAUGCAGCAGAUGGCCCUACUGGAGGAGCUGAAUAACGUACAGACGGAAAAUUCAACCCUCCGUGAGCAGCUACGCAAGAGAUGA